Molecule: messenger RNA, 2928 nt
Organism: [Torrubiella] hemipterigena
Lineage: Eukaryota; Fungi; Ascomycota; Sordariomycetes; Hypocreales; Clavicipitaceae
Source: the annotation of a GenBank genome assembly
CCCAGCUUCACUUUUUUUCCAUUUUCCCAAAUGUACCUUUCUUGCUUUGUACUGUAUUACUCGUACUCUGCCAGCUGUCCCAAAGCGGAAAAUUGUAAACAAAUCGCCCCCGGUCCAAGUUAGACGGGUCCCCUGCACCGGGCGACGUCCUUUGUCCCAGACAACCGACGAGACCUGCGCAAAGACGCCAGCCAGAUUAAUCUCCCUUCAAUCAGCUAAAUACAAUACCCAGGCUCAACCCUUUGUCAUUCUCCGAACCUCGUCACGAUCAUCCCGCACAUCGGUUCCAAGACGGCCAAACGCUCCCCUGUACUGUGAUUCCUUGAGCAGCAGCAACUUCACGACCAGUCCAACAUUCAGUGGUCGACUCCUGCGCCUCAUAAAAUCAAUCACAUACACAUCGAAGCCUUGGAACCGGUGCACAUCACCAAUACAGCCGCAAUGGCCGACGAAGGGCUUGCCGAGCACUACCAGGUGCUCGAGGAACUUGGUCGUGGUAGCUUCGGCGUCGUUUACAAAGGCAUCGAGAAGGCAACCGGCGAAAUAGUAGCCAUUAAACAUAUUGAUCUCGAAUCCAACGACGACGACAUUCAAGAUAUCCAAGCAGAAAUUGCCGUGCUUUCGACUUGCGCCAGCCCAUAUGUCACACAAUACAAGGGCAGCUUUUUGCGCGGACACAAGCUAUGGAUUGUAAUGGAAUAUCUCGGUGGAGGCUCGUGCCUCGAUUUGCUGAAACCAGCCAGCUUUAGUGAAACCCACAUCGCGGUUAUUUGCCGUGAGCUUCUUCUCGGCAUUCAAUACCUACACGACGAAGGCAAAAUUCACCGCGAUAUCAAAGCAGCAAAUGUCUUGUUGUCCGACUCUGGAAAAGUCAAGCUCGCCGACUUCGGUGUUGCGGCGCAACUUACAAACAUCAAGUCACAGCGCAACACUUUCGUUGGUACACCAUUCUGGAUGGCUCCAGAAGUUAUCCAGCAAGACGGCUACAGCUUCAAGGCCGACAUUUGGUCCUUGGGUAUCACCGCUAUGGAGAUGGCCAAUGGAGAACCUCCUCUGUGCCACAUUCAUCCUAUGAAGGUGCUUUUCCAUAUCCCCAAGAACCCUCCUCCAAAAUUGGAGGGCAACUUCAGCAGAGACUUCAAGGACUUUGUCGCACAGUGCCUCACAAAAGACUAUGAGCGUCGCCCUUCAGCUCGUGAGCUGCUACGACAUCGCUUUAUCCGCUCUGCGGGAAAAAUUGACUUGUUGCAAGAGCUCAUUGCAAACAGGCACUCCUUCGAUGCGGACCAAACACGUCCCAAGCACCCCAUCUAUUACCAAGAGACUCUACAGACUAUUUCUCCCAAGGACGACGAUGAGUGGAACUUUGACACUGUCAAGUCUGUUGUCCUUCCCAAGCGUCCAACUAUCAGACAGCACCGCAAACCAUCAUCCAUGUUGGCCGCAGAAGACGGCCUGCGCAAACUCAACAUCAACGAUGGACCACUGGGUCCUUCGUCUCCCGCCACAGCGGUAGGAACUAUUCGCAAGGCGACUGUCCGCCGCACUCCAUCGCUCGCCCAAGUUUCGGCCAUGCACGGCGGUGGUUCUCCCAAGAGAACCGUCUCUAUGAAGAAGCCACUGCAGACAGACAUGUCGUUUGGUAACUCGGGAUCGACAAUGAGAUUGUUCCGCCGCGUUCCUUCCGACAGUUCAACAAACGGUCAGUUAGGCCGUCCAGCCUCGCCUGACGAUGUAUUCUGCGACGAAAAUAUUCCUCCUCCCUCAGUUACAUCGCCUAUUGCCCCGUACGGUAAAGAGGCUGUCCUCGGUCGACGCUUGUACAACAAGGCAAUUGAACCUGGCAUGGCUGAGCUUCAUGCCCAGACAUCCGCAAUGCAGAAGCGUGAGGCACUCGCCAAGCUUUCUGAUGCAUUCGCUGCUUUGGAUGCCGUCGAUCCUGAGGGUGCUUAUCAUCUUAUGAGCAACCUCGUCACCGCCAUGGCCAGAGACAACAAGCUGGAUGCUGCGUUCCUUCGUACGACCAGCUCCAAGACUCCCGACGACGGAACUCCUCAAGGAACUGUAGUCAUUAAGGGUACUCCUCAAGGAACCCCAAUGCAGAGUCCCACAAAGCUUAUUCUGAGCUCCAACAACCCACAUCUACGAAGCCAUCGCCGCCGACAGGCUGAUUCUCCAGUAUCUAAGAUUACAGAGAAGGAGAACGACGAUGACGAGCGUUACCCUGGUCAGGAGGCUGAACAGGGAAUGGAACACAACAAGCAACUCUCCGAUGUGCUCUACAAGCGAUGGGCCGAUGGUCUGCGCAUUCGCUGGCCGGCAGUUUAAGCUCUGUCCGGUUCUAGGCACUAUGUACGAAGACAACGAGAUAACGGCAGAUUGGCAUUCCACUACGAAUCUUAAACUGCACUGGAUUUAAUGUUUCGCACUGACGAAAUAUGUACGAAUUUAUUGUAUGAGAACAUGUACUAUUCACAAACCCCAGCCCAGGAUCCCUUAGGGGAACACCAAAAAAAACACAAAGGAAAGACAAAAGCAAGCAAAUAACGGCAUCUCAAACAAACUAUUGAUGAGUCGCUAUUUGGCACUCUAUUCCACCCUUCACUGGCGAUUUCCCUCGCGGAAGACAUCUUACGAAACUACACCUCACGCACCCUUCGACCACAAGGCCUCGCGUCUGGUUACCCAUCAUGUACAAUAUGUCUCAAAUGAUAUACGCCCACGUAUCUUGCGAGUCAACGAUUGCGCAAUUUUGAUGUUUCGACUUUUUUUGCAAAAUUUUUAUUGAUUUUCUUUUCUUUGGUAAAUGCAGGCGUUUCUUGGCCACUUUGACUGGCUGCUUUUUUGAGUCGUUUAUUCUUUUUUAUCGUUAUUUUCUUGUCCAAAUUAUUAUUACACAUGGUAGAUAGACUGAUAUACAAAUGAAGU